This is a messenger RNA of Heterobasidion irregulare TC 32-1, 1582 nucleotides long. RefSeq lists its product as uncharacterized. Bases 141 to 1448 code for a protein of 435 amino acids. The record is from RefSeq and is a predicted model, not a curated record. The transcript has 7 exons. Lineage: Eukaryota; Fungi; Basidiomycota; Agaricomycetes; Russulales; Bondarzewiaceae.
CACGGGUACCGUGCUCGUGGGAUAUGGAAGAUCAUUCUCGAUAACGAGAACGGGACUGUGGCCCAGGGUCUCUGGAAUUCUUCCGCUGCUCUUGCGCACUCUUCACUCUGUACACGGAAUUUCUUUUGCUAAGAGCUCGUAUGUCUACCACAAUUCCUGAAACUCAGCUCGCUGUCCGAUGGUAUCCAGCAUCCUUCGACGUGCGCCUUGAAAACGUCCCAACUCCAAUGAUCGAGCAUCCUGACGACGCAAUCGUCAAAAUCACGUUCGCGGGCCUAUGCGGCAGCGAUCUGCACGUGUACAGAGGCCUCGAGGAUGUCCAUGAAAUUCACAUCUGUGGCCAUGAAUUCAUCGGACAUGUUGUCGCCCUUGGAUCUUCUUUCUCUCCUUUAUCUCCUCCAUCUCGCCCCGAACUCUACGCGACCCUCCAGGUUGGCGACAAAAUUGUUUCUCCCUUCACCACCUCCUGCGGAGAGUGCUCACCUUGCCGCCGCGGCUUCACUGCGCGCUGCACGUCCUCCUUCCUCUUCGGCACACCUGUGCUCCCAGGAGGUCAAGCGCAGUACACCCGCGUCCCCAAAGCGGGCGGAACGCUCUUUGUACUACCGUCCUCGAUCUCACCCAAUGCCUCUGCGCCAUUCCUAGACGUCGCGACUUUCAUGGCCCUCCCUGACCCUACACUUCUCCUUCUCGCAGACAUUCUUCCAACAGGUCUCUUCGUCGCCCUUCAAGCUCUCUCACACCCCAAGCUAUCGCCGUUCACCGCCAAUACGUCAUGGCCAAACACCAUGGAUGGCAUCCUGUAUUCACACAUCAGCACCAGCGCGGCACCGCUGAUGGAAGAUGACAGAGUGCUCACAAUAGGCGUCGUAGGUCUCGGGCCCGUUGGUUUGUGUGCGAUUCUGGCUCUCUUGGACCUUCUCGAGCAUCGUCAGCUUCCCACUCGCUUCCGAAUCGUGGCAAGUGACUUGAAUAAGUCACGCCGCGCUAAGAUGCAAAACAUGUACAAUGCUCUCCCGGCCCCCUCCAAGGGCCCUGUCGGCAGCGAAUUCAUCGUCUGCGGUGUUGAAAGCCUCCCUACAUGGGCGCGCCACGGUUGUCAUGCUGUCCUCGAGGUCGUCGGCACCCCUCCGGCGCUAACCCUGGCGCUUUCCCUCCUCGCUCCGUCCGGGGUGCUUUCCUCCUGUGGCGUGCAUCAGGCCCCUCCGAUCCCGUUUACCGGUCGCGAGCUCUAUAAUCUUAACGUGACCCUCGAGUUCGGGCGGUGCAGCGUGCGCGCUCUGUUUGGCGCCGCUGCCGGCCUCCUUGCGCGGCGGCGAGAUGUCCUCGGCGUGGUCGGCGAAGCCGGCGUCGUGGAGCGCGUGGUGUCCCUCAGAGACGCUGUCAGUGCGUACGAGAUGUUUGAACAAGGCCGAUGCGGCAAAGUUGUGUUUGACGCGUGGGCUUAGCGACGCAGCGGCUUCGAGUAUCAAUCGAGUGAGCGCAUUCGAUGCUCCCGCGUAGUCUUGCUAUGUUCCGGCUGGUGCAGUGCCCCAUGGGCUUGGUGUACUUUGAGGAAUCCAUCUUUUUAUUUCAUGGUGUG